Piliocolobus tephrosceles (Ugandan red Colobus) is the source of this 1015-nucleotide messenger RNA. RefSeq lists its product as uncharacterized. The record is from RefSeq and is a predicted model, not a curated record. Bases 1 to 399 code for a protein of 132 amino acids. The transcript has 2 exons. Lineage: Eukaryota; Metazoa; Chordata; Mammalia; Primates; Cercopithecidae.
AUGCUUCUGCCCGGAGCUCGAGCCGACACACACACUCAGCCCGACCCCUCUUUGUUCCCGGCUCGAGUUUCUCAGCUUGGCUCGCCGGCUCGCCGAUCUGCACGCCUCCUCCGGCCAGCUCUGUCAAAGCAAAGAGCUGCGCCCCUUGGGUUCGCCCAGCCGAGGGGAGGGGACGCCCCGAGCUUGGCCGCGUGCGAGGCUCCGGGCGCGUCCUGGUUCCUCGGCCCGAGAGCGCGCAGCCCGGGUCCCUCCUCCGCGCCCUGCCCCGCAGAUCCUGUAGGAGGAGUAUUGGUUUUGGGGUGUGUGAGUGUGUGUGUGCGCGCGCGCCUGGAGGGAAGGAUCAGGCAACUUGGCGAGAGAAGGAAUGACCAGGCGCUGCUUAUAACCCACCGAGAGUAACGCUUUGCCCGCGUGAAAUUGACAAGAAACAUUGCCGCAAUGGCUUGACUUCAUCAUCUAAGUAUCUAUUUUCUUGGCCCCCACCCACCCACCCACCCACUCCUUUUCCUCUGCCAGUCUCUCCCCUACCUCCUUGACGCCUCCCACUCUCCCUCCCUCGCUCUGGCCGGGGGAGGAAGAUGAAAGAGAAAGCCGCCGCCGCUGUGAUCGACACCACAUUGAUAGAUGCUCUGACAGUGGGGAGAGGCGGGAAUUUGGGACUGAGAAAAGAAGGAAAAGGGGAAAAUAUAACAGACAUUGCUCAACUAUUAAGAGAGAACAGAAGGACAAGGAAAAGAGAGUUGUGGCUUUUCCGAAUAUAAUACCACACACACGCUCUUUGGAGACAAGGGAACACGCUAGUGAAAAUAAAAUCUCCAGGCUUACCGAGAAAAAAAUAUGACAAGGAAGAAGGAACUGAAGAUUAGAUUUUAAUUAUUGCUUUUUAAACAAUAUCUCUUUCAUUCUGUCCUCACCACGGGAUGUACGGAGAGUUGUGCUAGGUCUCUCGUGGGUUUUCAGAGACAUACACCGCAGUGUGUGGGAACUUCAUCGAGAAUGAAAAGAUAAUCCAAGA